CUUAUCACAUUUCUGGUGGUCGAGGAUAUUGAAAACUGAUUCACCGUGCUCGAGCACUUUCCACGACAAUCAACUUUUUGUGGCUGCUAUGAGUACAUUGUGCUAUCGAAAAAGAAAAUAGAGGUACCAGAUCACGCUUCAUGUUGAACGUCAAAUUCAGAAAUGACAGCCGAUCGAAUUUCAUCCUUUCAUUUCAUCAUGCUGGAAAACGUAUUUUGUGCUCCCAAAAAAUUGUAAUAAAUUAAACGAUUCAAUGUGAUUUUAAUUAUCAACCAGAAUAGAUUCAGCAUAAGCUCACACAACUCAAACCAAACAAUAACAUAUUGAAUUAUUUACAAUUAUUGCUGUACUCCGAAUAAACAUUAUCAGUAAAAUGUUCUCGAGUAGGGGUUCGUUUGUGUACGAUAUUAAUACAAAAAAGGUGACAAGUGAUUGUAAUUUGUAUCCCACUGAAGUUAACAAAAAAGAUAUGUAUUGGCUUUAUGCACAAAAUAAUAAAUAUAAUCGUGAGUCUUUUGAACUCCAAAAAAUUGGAAAAUGGAUGUUAUUUUUAACAAAACAUCAAGUGAAUGCGAUAUGGGAUAAAAUCAAACAAGCUGUUACAAAUGGUGAUCUUUGGCAUUCAAAGGUAUCUACGUAUUCUGCUGAAUCUCCAAACGACACUCAUGCAGUUAUGAUUUACACAAAAGAUUAUACUGAUUUAAACGACGUUAUUAAUGUGUUGGAUUUUCUUGAAACUUCUGGAAUUAAAGAACCACAUACAACUAUAAGAUAUAAAACUGAUCAACAAACUGCUGCUGGAAUUUAUAGUGGAGGUAAACAAAAGCCAUGGAUUUAUGCUUCCGAUACAAUUAGAGGCGGAUCACCUGCAGCAACUGGAACCAGCAAUUGUUCUAAUUGGCGAGACGGAAGAAAUUAACCGUUGUUAUCAUUAAUACGCAGUUGAGCAACAAAAUGACAUUCACCGAUUAAAUGCCUUUAUAACGAAAUGGAAA
Messenger RNA from Contarinia nasturtii (swede midge), 995 nucleotides. RefSeq lists its product as uncharacterized. The record is from RefSeq and is a predicted model, not a curated record. The coding region runs from base 374 to 919 and encodes 181 amino acids. The transcript has 2 exons. NCBI's taxonomy places the organism in Eukaryota, Metazoa, Arthropoda, Insecta, Diptera, Cecidomyiidae.